Labrus mixtus (cuckoo wrasse) is the source of this 4009-nucleotide messenger RNA. RefSeq names its product seizure protein 6 homolog. NCBI's taxonomy places the organism in Eukaryota, Metazoa, Chordata, Actinopteri, Labriformes, Labridae. The transcript is spliced from 16 exons. The coding region runs from base 324 to 3296 and encodes 990 amino acids. The record is from RefSeq and is a predicted model, not a curated record. Gene Ontology annotation, cellular component: endoplasmic reticulum; dendritic shaft; dendritic spine. Gene Ontology annotation, biological process: regulation of dendrite development; synapse maturation.
GCUGUCCGCGGUGCUGAAGCUCGCUGCCUGCUCUCUCCAUGUGCCGCCUGCUCACACAGACACGAAUCCGCUUACUGAGCGUCCAAAUUAAACAGGGACCUCCGCGUUUCACUUGAUUAUUCUCGGCUGUCCUCAGCCCGCUGACACAUACCGAAAGUGCAACGGCAAACCCCCACGGCUCUGUUCGCGUUUUUGUAGACGUUAAAAUCCUCGCUUUGCUUGUUUUCUUUCUUCUUUUUAUUUCUCAGCCCUGGAAGUAUUCUUUUUCAACACAAGGACGUGUUUCUGUAGCCUCGCGGAGAAGAUCCCCGUCGACUUUAGACAUGUGUGUGAGACAGGACUGUCAAUUUAAGAGACUGUUGGCGGUUUUGGUUCUCGCUGCUGCCGUGGCCACAAUCCACGCACAAGGUCCAAAGGAAAGUAAUGGCAUCAGUAGGAGGACACUUGACCCUGACAGGGACUCGCCAACAAUGGACACAGAGAGCGAGAUCCACGUUGUCACCACUGCCUCGCCGAUGAACGUCCCCAACCACCAGCCUGUCCUAAAGGGCCUGCUGCUGCAUGAGCACCUACUCAUAAGGGACUUUCAGAGCGACCAGCAAUUUUUUAGAAAAGAUGGCUCUGUGGCAGCAUAUUCAACCAUGCCCGGCUCAGAGUCUGCUGGAGACCCUGUGACUCAACUGGUGCCCCAUGAGGAAGCCCCGGCCUUCUCAGACAUUGCCACUACUGCCACUGUGGCUGCCACCUCCCCAUUGACCACAUAUUCUCCCACGACGCCAGGGCCACCAAUGUCUCUUUCUCAAAAGGAGUCCUCAAGGGAAAAGACAAAGGAACAAGAACAGAUUCAGCCAACGAUGGACUCUCUUACCACCCAAGUGACUCUACUUAAUAGAGGUUCAGGCGAUGGAAAAAAUCCAGACAAAACCAGCUCUGAUCAUCCACACCUGGAACAGAUUUCAGUAUCGGAAGAUAAAGUUUCCACCAGGGUGUCAACAACCGUUAUUACAACUACCACCAUCACCACCAUGCAAACAACAGAGCCAUGCAGUCUGAAUUUUACUGACCCUGAGGGUAACAUCGAAAUCCUGCAGCAGCUUGACUCUGGAGUGGAGUGUAACUACUUGGUUACUGUCUACCUGGGAUAUGGCAUUGAAGUUCAGGUGCUUAACGUGAGUGUGAUGGAAUGGGAGAAGGUGACAGUGGAGGACACGGGUGGCCGAGAACCCUUCAUCCUCGCUAAUGAGUCGGUGUUGUUGAGGGGCCUCGUAUUACGCAGCUGGAGCAACCAGAUCUCCAUCCGAUUUCGUAGUGAGCAGCAACAAAACCCUGGAUUCCUCCACCUGCACUACCAAGCCUUUGUGCUAAGCUGUUCAUUCCCCAAAGAACCAGCCGGUGGAGAAGUUUCAGUGACUCACCUCCACGCCGGCGGAGAAGCGUACUUCAGCUGCUUCACUGGCUACAAGUUACAAGGCCCCAAGAUGCUCACCUGUCGCAAUGCAACCACACCUUACUGGAGCGGAAAGGAGCCUCGAUGUGUGGCAUCCUGUGGGGGGAUGAUAAAAAAUGCCACCUAUGGGCGCAUCGUCUCCCCUGGUUUCCCUGGCAACUACAGCAACAAUUUGACAUGCCACUGGGUCCUGGAGGCCCCUGAAGGCCACCGGCUUCACGUUCACUUUGAGAAGGUGGCUCUGGCGGAAGACGAUGACAGGCUGCUGAUAAAGGAUGGCAACAACAUAGACUCUCCCCCUGUGUACGACUCUUAUGAGGUGGAAUAUUUGCCCAACGAAGGCGUGCUCAGUACUGGGCGAUAUCUCUUCGUGGAGUUCACCACGGACGGGACAAUGACCUCCACCGGUGCAGCCAUCAGAUAUGAAGCUUUUGCAAAAGGAAUGUGCUACGAGCCGUUCGUGAAGUACGGCAACUUCAGCAGCAGUGACUCCACUUACGGCAUGGGGGCGGUGGUUGAAUUCUCCUGCGACCCCGGCUACACGCUGGAGCAAGGCUCUGUGGUGAUUGAGUGUGUGGACGCUCAAAAUGCCCAGUGGAAUGAGACCGAGCCGGCCUGUAGGGCUGUGUGCAGCGGGGAGAUCACAGACUCUGCCGGUGUGGUGUUGUCUCCUAAUUGGCCCGAGGCCUACGACAAGGGACAGGACUGCAUCUGGGGCAUCCAUGUGGAAGAGGACAAGAGGAUCAUGCUUGACAUCCAAGUUCUCCAUAUCGGCAAGAACGACCUGCUGACCUUCUACGACGGCGAUGACCUGACAGCGAACAUUUUGGGCCAGUACAGCGGCACACGGCCACACUUCAAGCUGUACACCUCCAUGGCUGAUGUCACCAUUCAGUUUCAGUCAGAUCCUGCCACUAACAUCUACGGCUACAACAACGGCUUUGUGGUCCACUUCUUUGAGGUUCCCAGGAACGACACCUGCUCAGAGCUGCCAGAGAUCACAAAUGGCUGGAAGAGCACAUCCCACCCUGACCUCAUCCAUGGCACCGUCAUCACCUACCAGUGCUACCCGGGGUACGAGCUGGUGGGCUCUGAGAUCCUCAUGUGUCAGUGGGAUCUCUCAUGGAGCGGUGAUGUGCCAAGAUGCCAGGAAGUGAUGACAUGUCAGGACCCUGGAAAUGUGGAGCACAGUCAUAAGGUGAUAACAGGAAGUCGCUUUGCCGUUGGGUCGUCUGUGCAGUUUAUCUGUAAUAAAGGAUACAUCAUGUCCGGCAGCAGCCUUCUCACCUGCUACAACAGAGAUUCAGCAACACCCAAGUGGAACGAGAGGCUGCCCAAGUGUGUCCCUGAAAAGUAUGAGCCUUGCAGGAACCCUGGGGCUGCAUCCACCAGCGUGCAGAGCUCAGAAAAGGCCUUUUACCAAGCAGGAGAAACACUGACCUUCUCCUGCCACUCGGGCUACGAGCUGCAGGGUGAGGCCACCAUCUACUGCAUCCCCGGACACCCAUCCCAGUGGAACAGCACUCCCCCCGCCUGCACAGCAUCCAUGAAGCCAACUGUGAAUGAACGAAGGCUAGAUGUUGUUAACAUGGAUUACGGUAUGGAGGGAACCAACAUCGCCCUUGCAGUUUUCAUCCCAACAGCAAUCGUCUUGGUGGUUGUCCUCAGUAUUUAUGUCUACUUUGCAAAACUCCAAGGAAAGUCUAUCAGAAUGCCAACAUCUUCACCACCGUACGACAACAUGACAGAAGAGUCGGCUUUCGAUAACCCUAUUUACGAGAGCGGAGUAAGUACAGAUGUCAUGAGCAUGCAAGACGUGGAUUCACAGAACACCAGUGUGCUGUCCUGAUCCUUUCCCAUCUGGCUGUCAUCAUGUCGUCAUCUCAUCUUUCACCAGCAGAGGGCGCCCUCUGCCUCAUCUUUCAUCACCAGUCAUCAGUAAGAGCUCUUAAAGGCCUAACUGAUGAUGUUGCUCAUAAAAAAACUAUGACGAAAGGACACUUUCCCUCAUAUGAUUCUGAUGUAAGAUAUAAUUUUGCACCCUGAAUAUCCAUAAUUCAUCCACCAUGAGGACUAAGAGGGAUCUGUUUGACGGGCAGAACUUUCCCAUUGUGGUCAUCUCUCACCUAUGUCUGUCAAGCUGUAAGCUGCAAUCACACAACCUGUGCAAAAUCAUUUAUCUUAUUUUAAAAGUGCGAAUUCCUUUGAACUUAAAACAAUAUAUCUGCAACUAUAGCCAAAGUGAAUAGUCAACAUAUCAGAAAUAAGUUCCUAUUAUUUCUUCUUUUCAUGAACUGGUGUCAUUUGUGACUGAAUCAUCCCAUCGUUUAUUUUCCUGCCCCUUGAGCAUUGGCAGUCCAAUUCUAGAAAUUAAACCCUGUCAGUCCCACUUUGAUGCACUACUGAACAACUAUAAGGUGAGAUUAUGUUCUGAUGCUUAGAGCACAUCUGACUCUCCCCCAUCAGCCCAGUCCACCAUAAAGACUCACCACCUCUCCCAAUUUCACACCUGAUAUACAGAGAUUUCAUUGGCCCCACGUAGUUAAAAAAAUUACCAAAUAA